GCGAUGUGCGCUUGGGGUCUCGGGGUGGCCGGAACACCGGGCACCGGGCAGCGGUUCCUCCUCCUCCUUCGCCAGAAGCCUUCCAUCAUCUCCCGCAGAGCCGGGCUGAGCUCGGGUGUGCGGGCACUGCUCCGGCCGCGGAGUUGGGACUGGCCGGAGAAGCAGCCGUGCCCUCCUGUGUGGUCAUAAGCAUCGGUCUCCAGGAGCAGCUUCUCGGAGUGUCCGGGUGGCCAUCGUGUGGUUCCCGCUGCUACCUCCGAGUGCUGCCGGAGGGAAGGGGGAUACGCAAGGGCAGCCCCACUCCGAGCUGUUUUGGUUACUGUCCUCUGUCCUCGCUGCUCGAGGGCAGCUAAUGUUUGUUAUAAUAGGGUGUCCCGGCAUUGUGCUUGUCAGAGGCCAAGGCAGGAAUAGCAAAUGGUCUUGGAGCAGUUUUGCAGGUUGGCUUUGUCUGGAGCCGUUGAUGAUGUCCGGAUUUAGUAGCGCUGUAUGUGCCCUUGUUGAACUUUAGCAUGCCCAGUCCGUGUCGCUUUGCUGUUCCACCUGGAGCUCUCGUGUCGCCUUCCUAUUCCACUUGGAGCACUGCCUCUGGCUCCGGCGCUCCCAACACGAGGCCAAAAAGGAGCUGCUGGCACAAGGCCAUGGAGAUGCUCUGAGGGCAGGAGCUCCACUGCUCUGAGCCAGACUGGGAGAGCUGGGGCUGUUCACCUGGAGAAGGCUCCGAGGAGAGCUGGAGAGGGACUUUGGGGUUGGUUAAAAACUUAUGGCUACUUACUUCCAUCUGACAGCCAAAUGUCUCCCUUGCAAUCAGGAAAAGCUGUGCAGUCUGCAGUUGCCGCUAUGCAACAGUUUUAUGGAAUCCCAGUAACAGGAGUUUUGGACCAGACGACUAUUGAGUGGAUGAAGAAGCCUCGAUGUGGAGUUCCCGAUCACCCCCACCUACGUCGCAGCCGGAGGAAAAAGCGGUAUGCACUCACUGGCCAGAAGUGGAGACAGAAGCACAUAACAUACAGUGUACACAACUACACCCCCAAGGUUGGCGAGAUUGAUACAAGGAGAGCCAUUCGUCAGGCCUUUGAUGUUUGGCAGAGAGUGACACCACUUACCUUUGAAGAGGUCCCUUACCAUGAAAUUAAAAAUGACAGAAAGGAGGCAGAUAUUAUGAUAUUUUUUGCUUCUGGUUUCCAUGGAGACAGUUCUCCCUUUGAUGGAGAAGGUGGAUUCCUGGCUCAUGCUUACUUUCCUGGACCAGGAAUUGGAGGAGACACUCACUUUGACUCCGAUGAGCCAUGGACCCUGGGAAAUUCUAAUCAUGAUGGGAACGAUCUCUUCCUGGUUGCAGUCCAUGAGCUGGGGCAUGCGCUGGGUCUGGAACACUCCAAUGAUCCCAGUGCUAUCAUGGCUCCUUUCUACCAGUACAUGGAAACACACAACUUCAAACUGCCCCAGGAUGACCUCCAAGGAAUUCAGAAAAUCUAUGGUCCUCCUAUAGAGCCCCUGGAGCCAACCAGGCCUUUACCAACUCUUCCUGUUCGCAGAAUUCACUCCACUUCAGAAAGAAAGCACGAGAGACAGCCACGACCUCCCAGUCCUCCUCUGGGUGAUAGGCCAGCUCUCCCUGGCUCCAAACCCAACAUCUGUGAUGGCAACUUUAACACUGUGGCUCUCUUUAGAGGAGAAAUGUUUGUUUUCAAGGAUCGCUGGUUCUGGCGUCUGCGCAACAACCGGGUGCAGGAGGGGUACCCCAUGCAGAUUGAGCAGUUCUGGAAGGGGCUCCCUGCAAAGAUCGACGCAGCCUACGAGCGCUCUGAUGGCAAAUUUGUUUUCUUCAAAGGAGACAAGUACUGGGUUUUUAAGGAAGUGACAGCAGAGCCAGGCUACCCUCACAGCCUGGUGGAGCUGGGGAGCUGCCUGCCCCGGGAGGGCAUCGACACGGCGCUGCGCUGGGAGCCCGUGGGCAAAACCUACUUCUUCAAAGGGGACAGGUACUGGAGGUACAACGAGGACAAGAGAGCAACGGAUCCAGGAUACCCAAAACCCAUCACCGUGUGGAGAGGAAUCCCUCAGGCUCCUCAGGGGGCUUUCAUCAGCAAGGAAGGCUUUUACACCUACUUUUACAAAGGGAAGGAGUACUGGAAGUUCGAUAACCAGAGGCUGAGUGUGGAGCCAGGCUACCCCAGGUCGAUCCUCAAGGACUGGAUGGGCUGUAACCAGAAGGAUGUUGAGCGGAGCAAGGACCGGCGCCUCCCGCACGACGACGUGGAUAUCAUGGUGACGAUAAAUGACAUGCCCAGCACUGUCAAUGCCAUCGCAGUGGUGAUCCCCUGCAUCCUGUCUCUGUGUAUCCUUGUCCUGGUAUACACAAUCUUCCAGUUUAAAAACAAAGAGGUGCAGCAAAAUGUUGUGUACUACAAAAGACCUGUCCAGGAAUGGGUAUGACACAGCCUGCUGCACAUUUCAACUCAUUGAGCUGAUGAGGACUAUGGGCACACACAAAAAAGAGGAAAAAAUGCAUUGAAAAGCCUACCAAACAAAACUGCUUCAGUGACCUACAAGUUUUGGACACCCUGGGAUGGAAAUAAGCAGGAAAACUGGAAAAAACACUGGCAGGCAGCCUUGCAGUGUGGAGCCUCUUUGCUUUGUACUGCUUUGGUCACCGGCCGGUCGUGGUGCCAUCCACCGGCUCGCUCUGCCAGCACCAGAGUCUUUGAGACAGGUUUCAACUGAUCUGGGAAACUUCCUUCAGUUCCCUGCACCAGUGCUCCCUGUUAAACCCAGCAUUCUCCAGUGUAGCUAAACCACCUCUGAACAGAACCAUUUUUUAAAUAGCUGUCUCAUAAAUGAAUUAAGAUCAUGAAAUCUAUGAACAAGAACAAUUUCAGUGUCAUAAGCAGAAGACAUUCUGAUGCUGAAUCAUUCUAAAAAAUCUUCUUAGUUUAUUAAAAAAUCCAGGGAUCUACCUGGAUACAAUUUUCCAAUACCUGCUGGUCAGAUGUUUUGUACAUUCAUAACUAAUCAAUGCUGCCACUCAGCACAGUGCACGAGGAACCACCAAGCACUCAAAGAAGUACCGGAGUGUGGAGCAGAAGCUCAAGAAGCACCAAACCAGACACCUGGCAAGCCCUAGACUGGGACAAUCUGAAGACAAAGUAAUCAGGUCUUAAAAAAAAAAAAAUCAUGUUUUUUGUUUUGGGAGCCAAUCAUAAAGAAAUAUUUAAAUGUCAUUUAAGUUGGUUUAAGCUCCUGCCAGCAAGAACCCAGGAACCAGUGGUUACCGAAAUACCGGGAAUGUGUAUGGACAGACUGCACUCUGCCCGUUAAGACGUUGGGAAAAGAUGAGUUGUUGUUCUGUGGCAUGUGUAACUAGAUUGUGGAAUUUGUAUGUUGGGUUUCAGGAGAAUGGAAAUGUUUGUAUGGAGUGAGGUUGUCAUUAUAUUUUGCUGAAAUAAUCAAGGUACAGUAAGAAUUAGGCCUGUUUAUAAAACUAAAUCCAACCCCUGUAGAUGUAACAAACAUUGUACGCCUUCAGGAUUUGGGGGUUUGUUUUGCUCACUUCUUCACAGGCAAAUAUUUGGCAAGGAGCAAAGGAAGCAUGCCACACAGUAGAAUGAGUUUACCACGUUUGACAGAGCCAUAAAAAUCAGGUAAAGGCAAGAAAAAUACCUUAACCUGCAGCUAGUGACUUUCCACAGGUCUCUUCCUACAACAGUAGUUUUGCUUGUCCCUCUUACAGUUGUGAGUGAUUCAGGACAUUGUGCCCUAACCACAAACUUUUGGUUUUCAUGUUGAUGCUGAUAUUUUUACCAUGUUGAAUAAGAGCGGAAGAGUCUUUUGCAGAGCAGUGUAACAGUGAAGUCCAGCACUGUACAGAAGUGCCAUCCAUGUCAGCACAGGAAUUGCUUUGCCCACUCACCAUGGGGAACAGGUGAUUAACCUAAACCCUCUGCCUGUAACUGAACUUUAUUGAGUGCAAUGGAAGUGCAAUGCACAGAAUGUCCACUUAGUAUAGAAAAAAUACAGCUUUGUAAUGUCAGCUCUGAAAAAAAAUCCCAAGGACAACAAACACUAAACACAGGCUAAAAGUAUUCCUAAUUAAAAUGAGGAACAAAGCAGCAGAGAGAUCGUUAGAAUUAUGGAUUGCUAAUUAGUGCUCAAAUAUUGUUCUGGUGAAGCAGGAUAGACACAUAGAUUUGUCUGGUGAAGCCCACUAUGACUGCAUUAACGUGUGGUCUCAAAUUGUAUUUUGUCCUUCAUAACUGAUUUCCGUAGCCAAGCUGUUUAUUGUGUUUAAACAUAAACUAUUACCAACAUAUUACAAAGUAAGUGAGAAGCUCGUAGAUGCAAAACUUUGAACUGUAGUGACAAAACGUGCUAACGUCUCAUGAUGAGUGAAGGAGUGCGAAGGACCAAACGAAAUCAGAGCUCCUGAUCAGACACCCCCACGCUACUCCGCGUUGCUCUGUGUACCAGAGGUGUGGUGGGACACACCACGGCCGCCACAGCCCCGCGGCACCUCGGUCUCAUCUGUACGCUGCCAUCUCGCCGGGACUGCGACAGCCCAAACCUUUGAGCAACUUCCAACAGCCAUCAUUAAAAAAAAAACUAUUAAAAAAAAAAAUUACAACGGAGAGAGAUGUCUGGGUUUGUUUGUAUUUUCUCCGCCCUGCCCCAAAGGUAGGUAGGUUUUUGGCCUGCCCACGGAAUGAGCUGUUCGGGUGGCGCAGUGCCCGGGUGGGCAGGAGGCUGAGCCCUGUGCUGGGCUGGCUGCAGCAAGGUGAGCUGCUGCCCUGGGCUGCCAAAACCCAGCCUCAGCUCCACAGAGCCACAGAAAUACCCCAGGGCUUUUCUACCUGCCCUGUGCCUGGCUCCUGGGGCAGCUGUUACAUAUGGGAGUUUCCAGGGGGUGAGGUAUCCCAGGAGGGUGAGACCAGCCCUCUGCAGCCACAGGGGGCUGCAGGGGGGGAAGCAGCUUUCCUCCAGCACAAUCCCAUUCAUUACCACCUCUGCUUUGCUAACAUCAGCCCCUGGGCAGUCGUGGGUUAACUUGGAUCUGGGCACAAACACGUUUUUUUGUGUAAGUGACAGUUCCCACCCCUGAGCUCUUUGCUGGGAUCCUGUGCUGUGCUACAGAAGCACUGGACUCGCUGCCCAUCAGCCUGGCCAAAGCUCUCUGUGGGCAGGGGCUGUGUUCCGGCUCCUGUCCAGAAAUGCAGGACACAUUGUUCCCACAGGGGAGCAGGGAUCAGCAGUGCUAAUUCAACUCUAACAAGCAAAAGGCUGUAGUGUGUUCCUGUGAUCCUGCUCUGCACCACGGGGGUUUGGACAGCCCGGGGACCUUGGAACACCCUGCCAGCCACACUCACUAUACUGCACUCAAGAUCCCAUUUGGGUUUUUUUUCCAGUUUUUGACUGCUUUGAAUAUUUUCAUUACCAUUCAGGCUCAUUGCCACAGGAAACUUAGACAUUUGCUGGGACACUUGAUCACUACAUUCACAAAAGCUGGUCCUCCACUAAGAUAGAUUUAUUAUUCCUAACUUGUAACAAGUCACUAAUCCUCAAGAUCUCCAGUCUCAUACUGUGAGGACUUGGAGGUUUAGAAACCUCUGUAAAGGAUCCUUACAAGUUUUUGGCCAUUAAAGCACACAUAGCUACACACCCCAAGACCUCACUGAACCCAGUUAUGAGCCUUUCAUUUCUCCUUCCUGUCACAUUCACCCCAGGGCUAGAUUCCAGCUCUUCUCAUAGUAUCACCUAUUUAUCCAGCACUCCUUUAGUUCCUCUGAUCAUUCCUGCAACCCUUCCUGAGGUCACGUGUUGCCUUCCACUGCCUGAUGGCAAAGGUGCCAGGCAGCUUUAGCCAUGGUAUGUAACCCACAUCUUUGUAGCUCAGCAAUUUCAUUUUUAAGAACCCCAAGAACCCAAGGAAAUCCAGCUCUGGGGACAUACAAUUCGAUUUUAUUGACUAUUCCUGAACACCUUUUGGCAUCAUCACCACACAUGCCGUGCUCCUUGGAGAUGAAAGCACAUGAAAAGGGUCAGUCAAGGGCUGUGCUGUGCUUGUGCCCCAGGCUGCCCUGCCAAGGGCCUGUCACCUGGAAUCCUGCCAAACUGGAACCCUUCACCUGGGCUCUCAUUUCACCCAUGCUGUGGCACAGUGCUGUGCUCAGCCUCCUCCUCACCACCCUGCUCCUGCCAGCUCUGGCACUGUGGGGCAUGAUCUCAGGGCAAGCAACGGGCAGCAGCAUGAGAAUUUCACCCCUCCUUUCCCCAGCUUCUUUGGGAGUUUGAGAGCCAAAAUUUAAUGCAGAUGAGCACUAACCCAAAAUAUCUAUUUGCAGAAACAAUUGGCAACCACUGUGCAACACUUGCAUCUCAUCUACACAUAGUGCUCAGGAUAAAGAGGCAUCAUGGACUUACAGCUAAUGCUGAUUUGGGCUGUUUGGGGUUUGUUUACUUAAUUAGCUCCAGACAUUGUUUGCUUUUUUAACCAUUACUGAAGCCAGAGCAGGUCUGUUCCAAUAUGGAUUUUCAGUCAGGAAUGUGCUCUUGCAGUCCUCAGAAUGUACCAGUACUGGGUGAAAUUUGGAUUCUUAACUACAAUGUGCUUCACUUCACACUCAGCUGCACCGAGUUUCCCUUUCUAUCCAGUCCUCAUCCUCACUAGUCAGAGUAGACAGUAUGGCCCAAAUUCCCUGCCCUAAUCCAAUUACUUUCCUAAACCAGACAGGUCAGAGGGCUUCCCUCAUUCCAUGGUAUCACCCAAGGUCCCCAAAUGCCUUUGGCACAAAAUCCUGCCAAAUGCCUUUUGAAAAUAACAACAGUACAAGAGACCUUCUCCCUAUCCCUGUGGACUCUUAAGAGCUGCACGGGUCUUCUGGGACACAGCUUGCCAUUGAAACACCACAUUUAUUCUCUCAUGAUCCAUGUUUCUAAACCCAUUCUGUAUUAGUUUAUUUUCCUUGUACACAGGUCCCUCUCACUAGCUCAGAAUUCCCACAGACCCAUGUUUAAAACAGGUAUAGUUUCCUGCACCCAAGAGCUGAGCCCCGUGAGGUGGUCAAAGGGAAGCAGCUUCUCUAAAUACUGAGAAAGGCCGAGAGGAGGACACCUGGAGUCAGGGCCAAGACAGGUGGUGCAUGGUAUCAAAGGGUUGAUAUCUGAUCACAGAUAAUCGCGGCAAUCUUUAUUUUGAAGUUUAAGGAGUAAUCUUUUAUCAGCCAAAUCUUACAAAGCCUUCCCUGAACAUCUAGACAGUAAAACAAAAAAUGGAAACUUAUUAUUCAAUUUUCUACAAACCCAAAGACCCUGGGCUGAAAAGAGCUCUGCCCAUACAGCCCUCAUUCCCCAAGAGAACCCAGCUGAGAGCAAGGCAGCUGUGUGCAGACAAGAGAGAGCUUCCUCUUACACCCAGGAUGGGAAAUGGAGGCACUUCUAUGCCCUCAGUGCACCCUUAAUGGGCAAGCAGGAAAGUAACUGAAGUAUCACUGAGCAACAGCUGUGUAGAAAGAAAUUACAAUCUUUUGCCUGAAAGUAGCACCUACAGUUGCUUUCCAUCUGGCACAGGCAGAGCUCUCCACGAGGAAGCUCCCAAAUCUGUAGCCUCUGACUGCUUAGAACCGUGUGGUUUAACCUUUGUCUCCAAAGUAACUCCAGAUAAUCUAUUGGGAUUUGCUGAUUUCCAGGACUUUCUUGUUGCAGAAGGCGAACCCUGCAGGACAAAUUAAGCCCACAGGCAACAGAGUGCCUUUUGGGCCCUCUCUUGCAGGUGCCUCAGAAGCAGCACAGGUGACACCAGGUCAAACAUUGCUCCAGGGACUCCCACACUGUUUUUGUUAAAAGCCCUUGGAUGAACACUGAAAAACUCCAGGUUUUAUCCAAGCUGAUCACUUCAGAAUCAUCAUCCCAUGGGAACAGCUGCAAGUCAGGGCAAAAGAGCAGGUGAUGAUUUUUGAGUUAUUUCGUGGCAAGUAAACUACUGUAUUUUUGGUAUUGGACAUACAAAGUGGUCUUACAUGUACCUAGAGCAGAAACACCACUUGAGCAGAAGUGUGGACAGAGAGGGCAGCACAUGUAGUCCCAAAACAAACUGAUGUGGAGCUGGACACCGGUGCAAGACUUAAGGCAAAAUAAUCUCUAGUGAUCAACACCCAAGAGCCACAAGAGUAAAUAUUGUGGGGUAAUUUGAGGGGCUCAUUUGGCAUUACAAAACCAGAAAGCAGAGCUGAAGAACUGAGCAAAGGGAUAGAAAG
Prinia subflava (tawny-flanked prinia) is the source of this 8246-nucleotide messenger RNA. RefSeq names its product matrix metallopeptidase 24 (gene MMP24). Gene Ontology annotation, molecular function: zinc ion binding; metalloendopeptidase activity. The transcript has 9 exons. NCBI's taxonomy places the organism in Eukaryota, Metazoa, Chordata, Aves, Passeriformes, Cisticolidae. Bases 790 to 2436 code for a protein of 548 amino acids. Gene Ontology annotation, cellular component: extracellular matrix. The record is from RefSeq and is a predicted model, not a curated record. Gene Ontology annotation, biological process: extracellular matrix organization; proteolysis; collagen catabolic process.